AUGGUAGUAAAGAUCAAUACCGCUACGAUCGUCGUUACAAUACCUACGGUUUGUGAAGCACGUAGACUCCUUAUUGAAUAUCAAAAAUCUCCGGAAUCUAAACAUGAUCAAACUAUUAGUUCUCAAAGCUAUAGCUUGUUCUAUCUCGUAUUGAAUAAUAAAUUAUCCAAAAUUUUACCGGGAUUUUCGCGAACUGAAUUAUCAUACGAAGCCAGAAAAGCUUGGAAUUCAGCAGACCAGGAUUUUAGAGACGCUUACGAUUUGGUCCUGGAGAAUGAGAUGGUAAAGAAAUGUUUGGAUGAUUAA
This is a messenger RNA of Funneliformis mosseae, 306 nucleotides long. The record is from the annotation of a GenBank genome assembly. NCBI's taxonomy places the organism in Eukaryota, Fungi, Glomeromycota, Glomeromycetes, Glomerales, Glomeraceae.